Funneliformis geosporum is the source of this 931-nucleotide messenger RNA. NCBI's taxonomy places the organism in Eukaryota, Fungi, Glomeromycota, Glomeromycetes, Glomerales, Glomeraceae. The record is from the annotation of a GenBank genome assembly.
AUUAAAUGAUGAAAAAGUCAAAUUAUAUUUACGUCGUGUAGGUUUUGUGAUCACAUUUGGUGGUGCACCACCUCCAGAUAUUGAAAAUGAUCAACUUUUAGAUAUUUUACGAUCACAAGCAAAGUGGAUAAAUGAUAGCACAACUUUUUGUGUUAGAAGUACUGAAUGUUCUACAUAUGUUGAUGGGAUUAAUAAAGUUUGUAGACAAUGUCAUGAUUUGAGAAAAUCAAAGAAUGCGAUUGAUAAACCAAUGCCUAAAGAAAAAAACAAAAAAUACACUUCUUUAGUUCUUUAUAAAAAUUCUCCAUUUUAUCAAUAUUGUAAAAAUGCAAAUGUCAUGGAAUUAUUAGAAUAUUUUAAUGAUCCAGAAGAUUUACCACCAUUUGUACUUGGAAUUAUUUCAAAUAAUAGCGAAAAUGUGUUGGAUGUAUAUAAAAUUCAUAAACAAGUUUUAGAACUUGCUGCAUACUUUAAAAUUCAUAUAUUAUCAAUUGGAGCUGAUGGUGCAUCUAUAGAAAUUAAAGCACAAAAAUGUAUUAUGGAAACUAAUACUGAAACAAAACUUGAAUUUAAUGACGAAUUAUAUGUUACAUUAAAACCUGAGGUAUUAUUAUUUUCAACUGAUCCUUUAACAAGUGAAAUAAUACCAAUUGAGGAAAAUUUAACAAAAGAAUCUCAAGAUAGUGAGAAAGUUUUAACAGAAAUUGCCAAAAUGAUAGGUAAUGUUGCAAGCUUGAAUUUACGAAAUGAUAUAGAUGAGGAUUUGAUAGAUGCUCGUGAACAGAUAAAAAAUUUAUCUAACAAUACAUAUUUGCAACAAACUUAUGAUAACAAUCCUGAUAUAUUAGAUAAUGAUAACAAUAUAAUUUUUGAUAUACUAUAUCAACGUCGAAAGUAUCACAAGGCUUAUACUUCAAAAAAAAUGAUCUGA